Anas platyrhynchos (mallard) is the source of this 1218-nucleotide messenger RNA. The record is from RefSeq and is a predicted model, not a curated record. NCBI's taxonomy places the organism in Eukaryota, Metazoa, Chordata, Aves, Anseriformes, Anatidae.
CUGUUGUGUGCAGCACUUUCUCAUGCUUUUCCUGCAUAUACAAGGAAGGAGAAACAAGAAGGCAUGCAGCUGAUUCAGAAGUACCUGGAAAAUUACUAUGGCUUUAAGAAAGAUGGGGAAUCUUUCAUUUGGAAAAGCAAUAAUCCAAUGACCAAAAAAAUAAAAGAAAUGCAGGAAUUCUUUGGACUGGAAGUGACAGGAAAACCAGAUUCUGGCACUUUGGACCUAGUACAGAAACGUCGCUGUGGAUUCCCUGAUGUAGCUGGGUUCUCCACCUUCGCAGGAGAGCCAAAAUGGGCAAAACAAGUUCUGACAUAUAGAUUACUAAACUCUACACCAGACCUACACCCAGCAGAUGUCAAUGCAGCAGUCAAGAAAGCAUUCAGCGUUUGGAGCAGUGUGACCCCACUAAAAUUCAUCAUGAAGGACAGAGGUGAUGCAGACAUAAUGAUCUCCUAUGGAGCCGGAGGUCACAAUGAUUUGCUCCCCUUUGAUGGCCCAGGAGGGUCUGUUGCUCAUGCCUAUGCACCCGGAAAGGACCUUGGUGGAGAUGCACACUUCAAUGAGGAUGAAACCUGGACCAAAAGCACAGAGGGUACGAACCUGUUUUAUGUGGCUGCCCAUGAGUUUGGACAUUCACUUGGACUUUUCCAUUCCAAAGACACCAAUGCUCUGAUGUACCCAGUUUAUAGGAAAUUUGACCCUUCAGUAUUCCCUCUUCAUCAGGAUGAUAUUAAGGGCAUUCAGUACCUCUAUGGUAAUUCCCUUGAGUCUGCUGAGAUAAAGGACCCUACUGAGUCAAAAGAGCCUGCAUUGCCAAACACCUGUAGCCCUGAUUUAACUUUUGAUGCUGUCACCACUUUCGGUGGGGAAAUAAUGUUCUUUAAAGACAAGCACUUUUGGCGCAAACAUCCUGCAGUAAGAGAAAUUGAUUUUCAUUUAGUAACUUCAUUCUGGCCAUGGCUGCCCUCUGGUGUUGAUGCUGCAUAUGAAAUCCCCGAAAAAGAUGAAACUCACCUUUUUAAAGGAAAUGAAUUCUGGGUUGUGAGAGGAGAUACCAUAUUACCUGGAUACACCAAAAAAAUGUACAUCCUGGGAUUUUCAAAGGAUGUUGCCAAAAUUGAUGCUGCUUUUUAUGAUAGAAAUAAGGGGAAAAUAUAUUGCUUCAUAGGGGACAGACAGAUUUUGGAGGUAAAAUUACCUGUGUUACUUUCCUAA